AUGGAAGGAGCCGAUCGUGCAUACGCAUCCACGUUCAGGCAAAGAAUGGAUGAUAUUCUGCAUACAAACGUCGAGUCAGCACACGAUGGAAGCACCCCACGCGCCUCACAGCGCAAUUCACCAGAACCUGCACUAGGACCACAGGAUUCUGCAUUGCAAGUUGGAGGACCAGCGUCCCCAACCCCAUCACUCUUACCCGCCUAUGUUCCCCCCAUCUGGGAAUUCGACGGACACCAGUUCGAGCAUCUAGAAGAUGCACUCAGACAGUCCGCUCCUGGAGAAGUCCUAGACCACAUCCGCGAAUGGGUUAUUGUGGCAAUGAAGCUCAUGGUCAGUACCGAAGUCGCCAAGGUCUACAAUGUGCUCAGAAACAAGAUGUACGAGCACAAGAAAGCCUUCGAGUCGCUGAUCCAAAAUAACAAGAGCGAACACCGACUCAAGGAGAGAAUGCUCCAGACGGAGAUUGGGAAGCUCAAGGAUAGGAUCCUCGCGCAAGAUGCGCAUAUGACAGUUUUGAACGACGAGCUCACGGGAACCCAGGCAGCAAUGCUCGAUACAGGCAAAGAAAUGAUGGAAAUCAAGGCAGCUAACGUCAAGCUGCGACAUGAGCUAGCUUUGCUCAAAGCAAGCGAUGUCACUGUGAUGCAAGGUCAAACAUCUGGCAUGGUCCAAUCGCACAAACCCCGCAUCAAAAUUGCUGAGCCUCCACACUACUCGAGCAAAGGAAGUCUGGAGGAUUGGCUCCAACAACUCGGUAUAUGGAUGCGGUGGAAUGAGAUCAAUGACGACGAGCACAAGAUCACCACGGCCCUGCUGCAUUUAGAAGCAGCACGGCAGGCACUUGGCACAUGGGAAGACUUCGUCAACAUUCUCAAAGUGAACUACAGAACCCUCGACCCGGACAAGGACACGCAGCAGCAUCUGAAGGAUAUCUGUGACAAGACGUAUCCCACGAUGGUAUCCUUUGCAGAACAGUUCUGCCAAUGGGCCACUAAGACCAACUUAGGGCACACUGCACUCAUCGGUUACAUCGCUGAACACCGAAGCAAGGACAAUAUCUCGACCUAUGCCUUCAAUAAGAGUCCAAGUUCAGAGCUGACAAGGCAGGACAACGCGGAACGGUUACAACAUCAUCAUCAUCAGCACCACGGGCCCCGAAAGACCCCAACGCAAUGGUUGUGGAUCGAGUAUCCACCCUCACCAAGGAACAAGAAGGAUGGCUGGAGAAGAAGCUACCCCAAGUACAAAGGCAAAUUCGAAAUGCCAAAGCGGGGUCAAGCAACAAGGGCAAUUUCUUCAAACAUGGCCUCAGACAUCUCCGACGACAGCAAGGUGAGAUAUGAAGCAGUCCGUGCUUUCAUCGCCACCUACGACGUGAAGGGAAAGGAAAAGGAGGCAGAACCGGAACCAGCUGUCGAAGCAGCUAGGAUCACGGAGGUAGAAGAUGAUGAGGAUUUUCUUCAGCGGGUUCUCUGA
Molecule: messenger RNA, 1476 nt
Organism: Laetiporus sulphureus 93-53
Lineage: Eukaryota; Fungi; Basidiomycota; Agaricomycetes; Polyporales; Laetiporaceae
Exons: 4
Coding region: 1-1476 (491 amino acids)
Source: RefSeq, a predicted model, not a curated record